AUGGGUGGGGGAAUCAGGUCUAGUUUACAACAGAAAGCUUAUGGCUUUUCAAAUGGCUCAAUAAACAACAGAUUAGGAAUGAUGCCUAAUAAUUCACCUAUGAUGAAUGCUUCAGGAACCUCAGAAAGCUAUGUGACACCUUUUCAUUAUGGGAACGUGAAUGUCCAUCAACAACAGAUGUCACAUGGUGAUGGUUAUGGGAGUAGCACCACUGAUUCUUCUCGAACCGGAAACUUUUAUGUUCCCACAACCUCAAAUACAUCAAUGAUGAAUAAUCAAAGUUCCUCUCAAAGUUCCUGCAUCAGUGCAUUUUUCGCAAGUCAAAAGGAUGCAAAGAGUGGCAUAUAA
This is a messenger RNA of Lactuca saligna, 348 nucleotides long. Lineage: Eukaryota; Viridiplantae; Streptophyta; Magnoliopsida; Asterales; Asteraceae. The record is from the annotation of a GenBank genome assembly.